AGUGGACGAUUGUUACAUAAUCUGGGAAAAACAAUCUGAAAAACAGGAUCCCCACGUGUCUUCAGUUUGGUGGAUGGAACAAAGAAAUGACCCAGCUGUCAUACUUACCAGUGCAUAAGUCAUGCACAGCACGGAGGGGGCGUUCCCGCUGGCUGUAAGGAUUUCGGACACCGUUGCACUCGGCUGUGGUAUAAAGCGCAGGAUCAGAGGAAAUCGUGCGGAAAACAGAGAUGGCGAGCGAUUGUGGAAGCUACCUUCUCUUGCUGCUGAUGGCACCUCUUUUAAUGGUGAAGACCACAACGUUGAAGCCGUGCCGAGAUCCGCCGCCGGAUUACCCCACGCUACUCAAGAAGUCCAGUCGGCCACGGAGCUCCUACUUCUCUGGCGAGCGGGUCUUCUACAACUGCGCCUUGGGUUACACUAAUGCCGCAGGGUCGCUGUUCGUGAGGUGCAAAGACGGGCUGUGGACGCAGCUCAACCACCGCUGUGAGCGUGAGCCCUCCGCGAUAAGCUGCCCCAGCCCGCCUGUGGCCAACGGGGUGAUGAUUAGCGGGGUGAUGAACAGCACCUCCUACAGACCCACAGACUCUGUGAGAUUCGCCUGCAGGGACGGCUUUGACCUGAACGGACCCGAAGAGAUCGCCUGUGGUCCGGACGGGCAAUGGGACCCCCAGCCUCCGCAGUGCCUUCCCUCCGCAGAUAGAGAAAGCUGUGGCCCUCCUGCUUCCUACCCCAACAUGCACCCCGUCGGCGUAGAUUUAGCGCAGCAGCUGUUCCCACUGAAAUCCCGCGUGACCUAUGAGUGCGCCAUGGGGUACACGAGGACCUGGGGCACUAGACGCAUCAGCGAGUGCACAGACGGCCACUGGACACAGAUUAACAUGAAAUGCCAGCGGAAGCUUUGUGGCUCUGCAGGGGAGAUCCUUCACGGCCACUACAAUUAUCAGGGGGUCCAGUUUGGCGAUCAGGCUACAGCUGUCUGCGAUCAGGGAUACGAGCUCAUUGGUCGUCCUUACAGGCAUUGCCUGGAGAUGGGCUGGGAUGGCAGGGAUCCUGUUUGUGAAGCCGUGCAGUGUGACGAGCCGCCCAGUGUAGUCAGUGCUGAGUGGUCCGGACCGAGGGAUGGCACGUUCCCUUACAGGACAGUGGUCACCUACCAGUGCCUGAAAGGGCAGCUCAUAGGGAAGAGUGAGAUUUACUGUACCCACGACGGCAGGUGGAGCUCCGAAGCACCAACAUGCCAAGACACAACCUGUUCGAGUCCCAGGGUGCCCAAUGGCGAGAAGACCAGUGGCUUUCACCUGAUUUAUAAGUAUGGAGACUCUGUGUCAUUCCAGUGCCGCAAGGGCUACGUCCUGAGUGGGAACAGCAGUGCGACAUGCAGUGCCAAGGGGCAGUGGAAGCCAGCCCUGCCCAAGUGCACAGUGAUAAAAUGCCCAGAGAUUAUAGUUGAAAAUGGUGCACCUUCUCCCAAGCACACAGCUGCUGGCCGGACAGUAAUGAUCAAGUGUAAAAAGGGCUUUCGCCUGCAGGGGGCGCACAAGGUCACCUGCUUACAAGGUGGCAGCUGGAACCCUAUCCUCCCCAAAUGCGUCUUGAUGAGUUCACGGAAACCUCGGCAUUAGGGUGAGACCUCUGGUGGGUGUGGUCUCCGGUGGGCGUGGCCUCGGGUGGGCGUGGCCUUUGGAACAUUGCCUUACAUCCACUGUAAUGUGAGGCCAGCGAAUCUCCCUGCUGCUUUCUCAAGAUUUUCCAGUGCUUGUAUGUAACAUACAUACAUUUUACAACUUCCUAGCCUCAUUCAGCGGAACAUUCCAUGUCUGUCUUGAUGUGAAAUAAAUAAUUUUGUAUUAACAGCA
Paramormyrops kingsleyae is the source of this 1859-nucleotide messenger RNA. Its product is annotated as membrane cofactor protein-like. NCBI's taxonomy places the organism in Eukaryota, Metazoa, Chordata, Actinopteri, Osteoglossiformes, Mormyridae. The record is from RefSeq and is a predicted model, not a curated record.